AUGGGUCGGCUCAACCGAAGUGAUACCACGGCCUCACAGAUAACCGGCGUGGCCUGGAUAAAAUCAGAUACAAAGACGAUCCUAGCGAUUCACACACAUAUGGUGACUCUGAAUCCUCGAUUGUCAGUCACCCACAACGGCCACAACACUUGGAAGCUGUACAUCAGUAAUGUGGAGCCUAAAGAUUCUGGCACGUAUAUGUGUCAGAUAAAUACAGACCCUAUGAUGAGUCAGAUGGGGCAUCUCUCAGUGGUGAUACCACCAGACAUUGCUGACGAUGACGGCUCCGAGGCCAGUGCUCCUGAAGGAGGGUCUGUGGAGCUGCGCUGCACUGCGGCAGGAGUACCAGCUCCCAUUAUAUCUUGGAAGCGGACUGGAGGACGGAACAUUGUGUUCCGUGAUGACAAUGGGAAAGAAGUUAAAGUGGUAGAGAGUUUUGUUGGCUCGACUUUGGCGCUAAAAGGACUUCAGCGCUCCGACAUGGGGACGUAUUUGUGCAUCGCAGCUAAUGGCGUCCCGCCAACUAAAAGCAGGCGAUAUGAAGUCUCAGUGCUAUUCGAGCCGAUUGUACGUGUGGGGAGUCCAGUCGUACUCCGAGCGGCAGACAUGCACGUCACCCUCCAGUGCUACGUCGAAGCUUCGCCUAAAUCACUUAACACCUGGCAGCGGGGAAAAUCACAAGCUGGUGGAAAGCUGCUAAACAGUUCAAAGUACGUGAUAUCAGAGGAAAUCCUGAACGAGUAUGCUUUGCGAAUGAACCUGACUAUAAAUCGAUUGAAGAAAGGCGAUUUUGGGGAAUACACAUGUUCGGCGGCCAACGGGUACGGCAAAGCCGAGGGCAUCAUCACUUUGAAAGAAACACCUCAAAGGACGACGACGACGACAACGACUACAACUACGACAACAACAACAACUCCGCGGCCGACAACUACUACACUUGCAACAACACGACCUCCGAAGCGUCAUCUCAAAAAGCAGCAUGACCGUGGCAACCAGAACGCACUCGACGCCGACAUGCGUCAAGCGGAGCUCAACAACGCAUUCAACUUCUACAAUAGCGCCUUCACACCACCCAACAACUCCGUCAACGAGUACGCUCAAAGAACCGAACGACAGAAACUACGCCCCACUGGCUCAACGCGACAAUACAUCGUAUACAACAAAACCAACAAAAUCCAACAAAACACCAUUCUUUUUACCAUGUUCAUAUUACUACUAAAAGUUUUUGUAUAG
Messenger RNA from Spodoptera exigua (beet armyworm), 1233 nucleotides. The record is from the annotation of a GenBank genome assembly. NCBI's taxonomy places the organism in Eukaryota, Metazoa, Arthropoda, Insecta, Lepidoptera, Noctuidae.